Astrephomene gubernaculifera is the source of this 3438-nucleotide messenger RNA. Lineage: Eukaryota; Viridiplantae; Chlorophyta; Chlorophyceae; Chlamydomonadales; Astrephomenaceae. The record is from the annotation of a GenBank genome assembly.
GACGAGCAUUCCAUGUAAGCCACACACGGGAAGCAGAAUGGGUUGCAAAGGUCUGCAGUGCUUAUUCGUGGAUUGUUUUAUCCUGACAUACUUCAGCUGUGCUGCAUUAAUUUCAGAAGAGGAGGCGUACUAGGCGGGAAGCCAAGCAAGGUAACAGCAGGUCGCGUGGCUCCCUUCAAUUCUGCAGUUACUUAACCGCGAUUAGUGGUGAAGGGUUGGCGGCUGCUUCUUCAGAACCUAUCUAGUUCCUUCUCUGUAAGCGUAUGACCAUGGCGACCAACACCACCAACCGCGUUGACAUGGGCGCCUGCCGCAAUCCAGCGCUCAACAUCCGCCCUGACCUCGCACGCGCUGCCACCGCCAUCACCGGCCCUUCCGUCGACGACGAGCUCGUUGGUCCCCGUGGCGACUGGUGGUGGACCGGCAAGCACCCCACCGACUGCCCUGGCUUCGACAAGGCUGCCGGCGUGCUGCGCUCGCUUCCGCUGCCCAACCUUCGCAACUUCACGCGCCAAUCCGUCCUUGACUACUUUGACAACAUCUGGACGCUGAACGAGGUGCUGUUCGCCAGCCUGCAGACCACGGACGCCUUCAUCCGCCAGCCGUACCACCAGCUGCGUCACCCCAUGAUGUUCUACUACGGCCACACCGCGGUGGUCUACAUCAACAAGUUCAGGGUGGCGGGUGUGCUGGAGGGACCCAUCGACCAGUACCUGGAGCAGCUCAUGGAGACCGGUGUGGACGAGAUGAGCUGGGACGACCUGUCCCGCGGCCGCGAUGACUGGCCCUCCGUGCGGGAGGUGCACGCCUACCGCCAGAAGGCGUAUGCGGUGGUGCGCGACAUCAUUCUCAACCACCCGGCCCUGGAUAAGAAGGAGGUGACUUGGGACGACCCCGCGUGGGCGCUGUUCCUGGGUUUUGAGCACGAGCGCAUCCACCUGGAGACCUCCUCCGUACUGAUUCGGGAGCUGCCGCUCAGCAGUGUCCGCAAGCCCGAGUUCUGGCCCGACUACCACCCCAGCAGCCGCACCCCCUCCGCGCCCGUGCCCACCAAGGGAGUGGACUACCCCGCGAACAACCUGGUGUCGGUUCGCGGCGGCGCGGUGGUGCUGGGUAAGGACAUGGCCUACCCCUCCUUCGGUUGGGACAACGAGUACGGCCGCAAAGAGAUCCACGUGAAGCCCUUCAGCGCCACCCAGUUCAAGGUGACCAACGGCGAGUUCCUGCAGUUCGUCAAGGCGGGCGGCUACAUGGCGCCCAAGUACUGGUCCGCGGAGGGCUGGGCGUGGAAGACAUUCCGCAACGUCAAGUGGCCCACCUUCUGGAUGCCGGAUGGGCCGCAGGGGCUGCACAAGUACAAGCUGCGUGUGCUGUUCGACGCCGUGGACAUGCGCUGGGACUGGCCGGUGGACGUGAACUACCACGAGGGCCGCGCCUUCGCAGCCUGGCGCACCGAGCAGGACGGCUCGCCGGUGCGCUACCGACUGGUCACGGAGGCGGAGCACAACCUGAUGAGGAGCACCCGGGACAGGGUGGACGCCCACCUGUUCGCGGGACCCGAGGAGCAGGCGGCGGCGCAGGCGGCCGGCCGCGCCCCCUCCGCGGACGAGACCCUCUCACCCGACCUGGCCAUGCAGCUGACGGGCGACACCGCCCUCCGCGGCGGCCCCGCGGGCGGCUUCAACCUGCAGCUCGCUUACGGCAGCCAGAGCCCCGUCACGGAGCUGCCGCCCAGCGAGAAGGGCUUUUACGACGUGUUCGGCAACGCGUGGGAGUGGGGUGAGGACCACUACGCGGCCUACCCGGGCUUCAAGGUGCACCCCUACUACGAGGACUUCUCCGCGCCCUGCUUCGCGGGGAAGCACCAGCUGAUCUUUGGCGGCUCCUUCAUCUCCACCGGCCAGCUCGCUUCCAAGUUCGCGCGCUACCAGUUCCGACCGCACUUCUUCCAGCACGCCACCUUCCGCCUGGUGCGAUCCGACGUGGACCUCUCCCAGUACGACAGCGCGCGCUACGGCCCGCACAACCCCGUGAACCCCUUCUACGAAACGUCCUGCAUGGAUGCCGCGCCCCCGCAUGUGGGAGACGGCCCCUGUUGCUCCGCAUCUCGACGGGCGGCCUUCACAUCCACUCUGGUGGAGGAUGCGGCCUCCACGAAAGCCAAGUUGGAAGCUGCGCAGAUCGCCUACGAGAACGACGCCAUCCUCUCCCAGUACCUCUCCCUCCAUUACGGCCCCAUCGACCGGGUCUACCCGGACCUCCUCCGCGAAACCGGCAUUAUCGCGGAUGCCCUGGACUUCCCACGCAAGCUGUCGGACUGCCUCACCUCGUGGGCCGAGCGAUGCGGGCUGCUGUCAUCACAAGGGGAGCAACAGCAGGAGGAAGCAUCUGCGAGCGGACGCAGCGAAAGCGAGAGCAACAACAACAGCAGCACCUCGCGUCGUGCGUUGGAUUUGGGCUGUGCUGUGGGUCGCUCAUCGUUCGAGCUGUCCAGGCGUUUCGGCGAGGUGGUUGGCGUCGACAUUUCCAAAACUUUCGUCGAGGUCGCAGGACGCAUGCGCGACAACGGCCGGCUGGACUACGAUUGCGUGCUAGAGGGUCACGUGACGGAGAGGCUCACCGCCGCCCUGCCCGCACCCGCACCCGCCGCCACUGCCAGCGGCCAGUCGGGGGAGCAGCCGCUACAGCCCAGCCGCUGCCGCUUCCUGCAGGGUGAUGCCUGCUCCCUGCCUCCGGCUCUCGGCCAAUUCGACGCUGUGCUGGCUGCCAACCUGCUGUGCCGGGUUCCGGAGCCCGCCGCCUGCAUCGCCCAGAUCAAGGCCAGCCUGCGCCCCGGCGGCGUGGCGCUGCUCACCAGCCCUUUCUCCUGGCUGGAGCAGUACACGGACCGCAGCAACUGGCUGGGCGGGGGGUAUAGGGACGGACUGCCCAACAGGUCCGCCGACGCGCUCAAGGCGCUGGUGGCCCCCGACUUCGAGGUGCUGGAGGAGGGCAGCAUGCCGCUGCUCAUUCGGGAGCAUGCGCGCAAGUACCAGCUCAUCAACGCACACAAGCUCGUGCUGCGCCGCAAGUAACGGGCGGGGGAGCAGCGGGGGAGGGAGCUGCGCUGCAGCCCGGCGGCCGUAGCAGUAGCGCUGAGGCUUGGUGACAUGAACGGCGUAGAGCGUGGUGGGUUAGAAGGUUCUACGGCUAGCUACCGUUGUAGGCACUAUGGUUGGGGUUUGGACGAGCGCAAGGAAGGGCGUUAAGGUGAACGAGGGUCGUCGCGGCCAGUGUGCGUGCGCCGUGACGUGGCGUAGCAGCGGGUCGGAAGGAGCGGUGUGGCGGGUCGCUGCACGGCUACUGAAGGAGUUUGCAGGGUGUGAAGUGCUGCUGGGCGAGGUCGUACCCGUAUGGCUGCAAUGGACUUCUAUCCCUCAUGUGCAUGCGUUGGGGAUG